AUGGCACCUACAAAGCUAAGCAACCACCCCAUGCAAAUCCUCACAGCCUCAAUCGACCUCGAAAACCGAAAGAGCGACUGCGUCAAAUCAGCCGAGCGCGACUACUACAUAGACGCCCUCGAGGAAGACGAGGACGCCGACUUCGAAACCAUCCAGCAACGCGGGUGCCGCCAGAAAUCCGUCCAACUGAUCGAAGAGGUCGCGCGGCACUUCGCAGACCAAAACAUCCGGCACUAUUGGAUCUUCUGCGGGUACCGGGUCCCCGAGAAGAAAUGGCAGGUGUACAUUGGCUUCUUCAUGCCGAAGAUGGCAAAUGCGCAACGCAUAAGUAUCAAGCUUGAAGUUAUCUCGAAGUUCCUGGAUGGCCGGCCUGAUAGGGAUCUCACUGUUGACCGCUUCGGCAAGCUCCCGUUCCGUCUUAUUCUGCAUUGGAUGAGGCCGAAGGGGUGGGCUUAUAUGUCGCGGCUGGAGAUGAUUAGUGGCAUACCGCACACCGUUAAGGAAGGGAAAGAUGGGCACAUGCAGUGGUUGCGGCCUAGGGUGCGCCCGCGUGGCCCGGAUUAUGUGCCUAGCUGGUUUGAGGGUGGUCCUGGCUUCUUUUCCAAGGUGCUUUCGAAGAUCGCGCCGAGUGCUGAGGCGCAGACUGAUGAGAAUUUGCAGCUUAUGACGCUGGAUCAGGUGCUCGAGAAGAUGAAGGGGCCGAGUGCGGACGAGUUGCUGGAUUCUGAAUGUGGGGAUGGGCUCCAGCUACCUGAGUAUGACGAUCUUGACCACUGA
Molecule: messenger RNA, 777 nt
Organism: Aspergillus mulundensis
Lineage: Eukaryota; Fungi; Ascomycota; Eurotiomycetes; Eurotiales; Aspergillaceae
Exons: 1
Coding region: 1-777 (258 amino acids)
Source: RefSeq, a predicted model, not a curated record